AUGGCAAUAAAUGCAUUUUAUAAAGGAAUUUCUGAUCAAUAUAAUAGAUUAGAGUAUUUAGAGAAUUUUUAAAGUAUUGUAAUAUAGACUAAAAAAUAUUUUACUAAAGUAGUUGAAGGACUAAAACCAAUAGCAAACUAGCCCUAACUAUAAAACCUAUUUGAUAAACUAUCAAGUCUCAUUAAGAAUGAAGCUAGCAGCGAGGCAAAAUUAGAAUUAAUAAUAAUAAAAUUCUUCUCUAAAGUUCUCAAUGAUAAAACUCAAAUUAUUAAAUUUAUCAAAGAGUACCUAAGAGAUCAAAUAUAUGAAUGCCUAUAAUAAGAAAAUUUGCAAGUCAUUCCUUUUAACAAAAUGAUGAUUUAUUUAUCUAUUUUGAAUUUUAAAAAGUCAACACCUGACUUGGAAAGACAGAUUUAGGACAUUUUUUAAUAUACUCAUGAAAGAUUAGCUAUAUUUAAAUAUGAAUGGUCUGGAAAAAUAAUUACAGAUUAAGAGAUACUAUAAUUCUUUCUAGAGCAGCAAACAAAAGUACUUAAGGAUUAAAAGUUUAAGAUAAUCAAUAAGAAUUUACUGAUUUAAACUAUAACUUAAUCUUAAACUUACAAAGAGAGAGUGUUAUAUCUUCUGAGAGGACUUGAUAUUUUAAAAUUGCAUUUUAAUAUGGAACUCAGCACUUUAGCCAAAAACUACUUUCACUACUAUUAAAUACAUUUAAUGAAAGAUUAAAAGGAGAAAAUCUGGUAAACUUCCAAAUAAAAUCAAUAACAAUUUGAAUGA
Messenger RNA from Paramecium tetraurelia, 777 nucleotides. RefSeq lists its product as uncharacterized. The record is from RefSeq and is a predicted model, not a curated record. The transcript has 3 exons. Lineage: Eukaryota; Ciliophora; Oligohymenophorea; Peniculida; Parameciidae.